Brenthis ino (lesser marbled fritillary) is the source of this 6012-nucleotide messenger RNA. NCBI's taxonomy places the organism in Eukaryota, Metazoa, Arthropoda, Insecta, Lepidoptera, Nymphalidae. The record is from the annotation of a GenBank genome assembly.
AUGUUCGUAAUAAAUCUUUGUCAAAGACAAAACGUUCGAAUUAAUAGGCAAGGUUGCAAUUUCUAUCCUGCUGGAGAGUAUUUGAAAUUUGUGAGGAUACCAGAGAAUCUGAGUGUCGGAGAUGAAGUGUUGCAAGUGGAAGUGCACCCCAGAAAGAAUCUGAUCCUCCAAGCAGUGGAUAGAGAGGAAGACGCCCAUCUCUUCACAUACAGAGACGUGAACAGAACCCACGUUGCUGUGAUCCUGGCGCAGAGUGUGGACGACCUGGUGGACAAUGAUUCUCCACAAAACAUCGUGAAAUUCAGACUGGGAUGCGACUUUGAUACUGGCGAUGACCUAAUAUCGGCGUUUUUAUCGGUGACGGUGUACAUAGAAGAUAUCAAUGACAACGUCCCGAUAUUUUUGGAUACGCCUUAUAGAAUAAGUGUGGAUGAACUCACGCCACCAGGCUUAACAAUAUUCAAAGGUAUCAGAGCUUUCGACCGAGACAAACCCAACACUCCUAAUUCCGAAAUUCAGUACAGCAUCACGAGCGGAGAUGAGCGCUUUAUACUGGAAAGCUCCCACAAGCCUGCUCUCAUUUUGAAUAAACCAUUGGAUUUUGAUAGCGGUGACAGGGAAUUCGUUCUUGUUGUAACUGCGUCAGAUCGUGGAUCUCCUCCUCGAAGCUCAAAUACAACAGUUCAUAUUUUGGUGCAGGACAAUGACGAUUUACCUCCAAAAUUUACGCACGACGUUUAUCGGACUAAGAUACCCGAGUUCUAUCCUAUCCUUGGCAAAAGAAUCCACAAGGAGCUAACCUUCGAGCCCCCCAUCCGCGCCUUCGACCAGGAUGCGGGCGUGGCGGCGCCCGUGCGCUACGCGCUGGCGGCGGGCGACGCGCGCGGGACGUUCCGCCUCAGCGCCUUGAACGGCAGCCUGUUCUUGGAGAGGGAGAUCGAUCUGGAUGCUGAGACCUCUCUGCCGGGAAACACGUUUGUACUACAAAUCCAAGCGUCUCAAGUAGACAAUCCUCUGAAGACAGCGCAAGCGCGCGUGGAGGUGGAGGUACUGGACCUCAACGACAACCUCCCGAACUUCGAGGUAGACUUCUACAACAUUAGCAUUGUGGAGAACUUGCCUAAUGGCUUCAGCGUGCUGCAGGUGAUGGCGGCGGACCGCGACCAGGGAGACAACGCCGCCUUCUCGUACGAGCUGCGCGACGCGUCCGGCGCCUUCGCCGUCGACGCGCGCUCCGGCUGGCUCACCGUGCGGGACCAGACCGUAUUAGAUAGAGAACAACAUUCCUCAUUACGAAUGAAAGUGUACGCAAAGGAAAAAAUACCAAGCGUCAUCAGCACUUUCACAGACAACCGAUUAACAAAAUGGCGUCGUCCUCACAAAGAGAAAACCACCUAUAUAUUCCCAGACAAAUCAGCCAGCAACGAAAACAUAGAAAUAGUAGAUACAAACCAAAUAAUGUCAUUCGUUACAGUCGAAGUGACUUUGCUGGAUGCGAACGACAAUAACCCUGUUUUUAUACCGAGUAACUUGUACGAGUUUACAGUUAGAUAUGAUACACCAAUAAAUAGUGAAAUAGGGAAGGUUGAAGCAGUUGAUCCGGAUUUAGGUCGGAAUGGGCUAGUUUUGUAUGAUUUGCAAAGGACGAGUAACUUGACUGUGACGUCGCCCUUUGCGAUUGAAGCGAAGACUGGGAUAGUGAGGGUUGUGGAAAGUCCUUUGUUAGAGGGAAGGUAUGCCCUGUUCGUGGAAGCCGCAGACUCUCCCUUGAAUCCUAGUGAAAGGAGAUAUUCUUUGGCAGUUGUUACUAUUGAUGUUGUCGGCGAUUCUAAAGUGGAUACGCCGUCGUUCCUGGGCGCGCCGUACGAGUUCUGGGUGGGGGCGAGUGCGGGCGUCGGCGCCAGCGUCGGACAACUGCGGCUGCGGGCGGCGGCGGCGGCCGGCGUCACUUACGACCUGCUGCACUCGUACGAGGAAGGCGUACCAUUCGCAGUAGAGGAAAGGUCGGGAGUAAUUACAGUAAUAGACGAACUGUCCAAGUUCGACCGACCGCUGUACGACUUCGAAGCAGUCGCCAUAAUAGAAAAUAGAAACAUGACAAUAACAACCAAUGCUACCGUCCACGUGGUCGAUGUGAACGACGAGAGAGGUGUUUUUUUGAAAGGAACGCAUUCACCUUUUGUGUUUCACGUCAAAGAGAAUCUAGCCGGAGCGACUAUUGGACAUAUAUUCCCAGUAAAUGGCAGUUCGUUUUCAAAUAACAGUGGAAAUAUUAAAUUCAUUAUCGCAAACCAACAAGAUGUUGCGAACGAAAUUACUAUUGGUCCUGAUGGUACUAUCUAUACGCAGAAAGCUCUAGAUAGAGAAAAACGAGAUAUGUACAGAAUGACAGUCAUUGCUGAAUUCAAUAAAGGAGUUAUAUCAGGAGCUGGAUUAUAUCAAAUCACUGUACACGUUGACGACGAUAACGAUAAUCCGCCGAUAUUCGAUAUGCCAGUGUAUGAAGGUUUCAUUACAGAAAAUUCUAAAACAGGGACAGAAGUUAAAAUGACUCAUAGAAUUCAAGCAAAUGAUGCCGAUUUAGACCAAAAUGCUGUAUUUAUGUACACUCUCUUUGGAGAUGGACACGAUCAGUUUAAUGUUAACGAAGAAACUGGAGUAGUUACUUAUAUAGGAAAUAAAUUAGACCGAGAAGAAAAAAGUGUGUAUUUGCUAAAAAUUGUCGCGAGGGACAAAGGCAGUUUAAAAUCAGAAGCGAAAUUGACAAUAACAAUCUUAGAUGAGAAUGACAACCAUCCCAAAUUUAAUCAAAUUUUGAUUCCAUUUGGCGAACCGAUAGAACUUUUAGAAGUAGAUGAAAACACAUCCAUCAACAUUUAUAGUGAAAAAAUGAAUAACUCUACGGGUGCUGUGUUGAAAGUAGAAGCUAAACCGAAAGAUAAAUUUGCUGCCACUAACUCUCCUUUAUUCUUAGUGCCAGAGAGUAUUGCAAUUGGGACAACUAUUUUGAAGUUAGAAGCAAUAGAUAUGGAUACUGGUGUAAAUGGGCAAGUUAGAUACGAAUUCGUAUCAGAAAUUUUCAUGCCUCCUUAUGCGGGGCUAGCGAGCGCCUCACAAGUGAAGCGAUAUUUCGUUAUCAAUGAAAGAUAUGGCCACAUAGUUGUUGCAAGAGCUUUACCUCCUGAAUCCGAAUUUCGACUGAAUAUUUCCGCUUUAGAUGGCGGAGAAUUAAGUGACUUUAUAACUAUUAGGUUAUUUAUAAAGGACGUUAAUGAUCACUUUCCAAUGUUCAAGAAAUCCUGGUAUAAUUUCAAUGUAGAGGAAGCUCAAUAUAGUAGACGAGUUUUGGGUAAAGUAGACGCAACCGAUGCUGAUUUUGGCCAAAAUGCUAAUUUAACAUAUUUCUUACAACCUUCAAGUAAAGAUAUUCCAUUUGAAAUAUCGCCUUUGAAUGGUGUUUUAAGUGUUAACGGUGUGUUAGAUAGAGAAAAGGAAGAUAAGUAUACGUUAACUGUUGUGGCUCGGGAUAACGGGUUUGAGAAAAAGCUAUCUUCUUCGGUUAGUGUAGAAAUUCAAGUUUUAGACGUAAACGAUAAUGCUCCAAAAUUUUUCGCAUACGACGAACUAUUGGAAUGGAAACAUCCGGAAGCACAUGAACUUUCAAAUCACAAUUUCGAUUCAGUUAUGAUGUUACCAGUAUAUAAAGCUGUUUUGGAAGAAAAUACACCAAUCGGCACAGUUGUAACCAGAGUAUACGCAAACGACUCAGAUUUUAUUGGAAAUGGCAACGGUUUGAUACUUUAUAGUUUGCCACAAAGAAAGAAUCAGUUAAACAUAUUUAGUAUUGAUUCGAAAGAAGGUAUUAUAACGACAACUACGAGAUUAGAUUAUGAAAGUCAGAAAAUACAUAACAUAACUGUUGUAGCGUCUGACUUAGGGUCACCAAGUUUAAGCUCAACAGCUAUAGUUAUGUUAACAGUUAAAGAUAUACCGGACGAUGUUGAAGUAUCAGACAAACCAGUGUUCAUAAGCCGUUAUUACGAAUUGGAAAUAGAAGAAAACGUACGCACCCCCGUCGAACUAGUGACAUUGAAUUUGACAGAAUAUUAUGAGAAUUUCAAAAUGAAAUAUUACAUUUUGAAUGAAAACGAUACAGAUAUUAAGAAAACAUUUGUUAUAGACCCUCGGAAUGGAACAUUGUAUUUGAUUAAAAGUCCCGAUCGGGAGGUGAGAGAGCUUUAUGAGAUAACAGUUAGAGCGGAAAGACAAAAAAUAAGUCGAGAGCUUCCACAUAUGAUCUAUCCGGUUCCUGAUGACGUUUUUGAAGGAAUGACAAAGUUUGAUGUGAAAGUCGUUGUGAGAAUUAAAGAUGUGAAUGAUAAUGCUCCCAAGUUCGUAACCGGCGGCCGACCGGUAGUCACUGCCAUUCCUACAAACGCUCCCUUCGGAUAUGAAGUUAUUCAAUUACAGGCGACAGACGCGGACGCGGGCCUCAACGCGGACAUCCGCUACUCGCUGGUGUCGGCGGGCGGCGCGCCCUUCAGCGUGGACGCGCGCAGCGGCACCGUGCGGCUCGCGGGGGCGGCGGGCGGCGCGGGGGCGGGCGCGGGCGCGGGGGGCGCGGGGCAGGUGCUCGGCUUCGACGUGAAGGCGACGGACCGCGCCGGAGCCGACGACGGACGCUCGGCCAUUGUCAACGUGUUUACUAAGGAAAGCAAAAAAUAUAUCUUUUGUAUCGUUGGGAAAUGCAUUUACGCUCCCACGGUCCACUCUGCUGUCAGAGAAGUACCAGAAGCAGCCCGCACUGCCAUGUCCCGCCCGUGCCCGCAGGUGUACGUGCUGGCGGAGAGCCAGCAGCUGGUGGUGUCGCUGCGCGGCGCGGCGCGCGCGGCGGCGGCGCGGCGCGCGGCGCUGCGGGCGGCGCUGGCGGCGGCCGCGGCGCUCGACGUGCGCGUGCGGCGCCUGCAGCCCGGCGCCGCGCCCGACCAGACGGAUCUAUAUAUUUACGCGGUGGACCCCGUUUCCAACUCGAUUGUUGACAUGGAAGUUCUACAUAAAGCUCUUCUGAAGCAAGAAGGCUUCCUGCGUGGGGAGCUGGCGGGCUUCCCGGUGCUGGGCGUGGGCGGCGCGCGCGCGGCGCCGGCGCGGCGCGCGCUCGGCUCCAUGGAGCUGAGCGUGGUCGCGCUCGGCUGCCUGGUGUUCGUGGGCGCCUGCGCCGCCGCCUUCUGCAUACUGUGCGUGAGGAAGACUCGCAGAAACCGUCACAAACCAUUUUCCCAACAACGUCUAACCGCUUUCUCGACUGACCUAACUAAAUUCGGAGGUCUUUUCCCGUCCGGGAACAAUCAGUGUCAGGAACUGAACCACUCCUUCAGCGAAGACUCCUACAUAGACGUGGUGAAUCAGACGAUGAAGAAGACCUGCCCUCACACCGCCGUCGAGGAGUUCGGGAAAGUUCACCAGAAAUGUGUGAAGGGACAAUUCGCGGAUAUCAACGGGAAGGAAAAACAUGAGCGAUUGUGUAUCAAGUUCAAUCAACGACCGAUGCAGAAAAGGAAGGACCCAUCGCUAACGUCCGUCACUUCCAGCGGCCGCGACUCCGGCAUCGAGCGCUGCGCCUGCGGCCGCGCCGACAUGCACGCGGAGGAGAGCAGCGGCUGUAGCUACGAGGAUUCACUGAAAUCCAACCACCAAAUCAGAAAGCCACGAACCGACCAACGUUUUAUCCGUCGGGCUUCCUUCAACCACCAGUCCCUGGACCCGCGCAAGUACUCCCACAGGAGACAAUCCUUCUCCGAAAACAUACAAAAACAUUUCCCAUUCGAGAGAAUAGGCUCAGUCCCUCACAUACCGUCUAAUUCAUAUUUCUUAAGGAAAUCUAGAAAUGAUGUCAGCGAGCCGGUGAUUGAUUAUGAACAUAGUGAAAUAGAUGACGUGUUUGAUACUAGAGUGCGGGACAGAGCGGGUUUUACGGGAAAGGAGCGGGAUAGAAUGGUGUUUUCCCGGCCCUUA